CACCAUGCACGAAUGGACUUUUCAAAGAGAUAACUGUUCCAACCUGGCGAGGAAGGUGAAAAUGUUCAACGACCGCGAUAUGGUCAAACUAGACUUACGGGCUAUGAAUUGGGAGAAAUAUGUUGCAAUUUACCAAAUGGGAGUUAGGAAAUUUAUUCUGAAACAAGACUUUAAGUCAACAGCCCGACUACGAUUAUCAAGAUUGUACUGGAUACAUCAGAUCACCAAAAUGUGCAGUAUAACGAUCUUACUAUGGAUAAUAUACCGUGUCGUGUACUAACUAUUUGAACCUUAUUUUUUCUGUUUAAACCAGAGGAAUACAAAUUCAAUUUUAUGAAGAAGGGA
Bombus impatiens (common eastern bumble bee) is the source of this 345-nucleotide messenger RNA. RefSeq names its product putative fatty acyl-CoA reductase CG5065. NCBI's taxonomy places the organism in Eukaryota, Metazoa, Arthropoda, Insecta, Hymenoptera, Apidae. The coding region runs from base 5 to 280 and encodes 91 amino acids. The record is from RefSeq and is a predicted model, not a curated record. The transcript is spliced from 2 exons.